AUGGCGACAAAUACUAAUGAGCAAGAACGUCAUCGUAAAAAGGAAAACUUUUUGAAACAAUUUCGCGAUGAACAAAGUAAAGAAUUCCAACAAUUGAAUGCUCAUCAAUUUAUGGAGAUCUGGAGUCAUUAUGAUACCGAUGGUAAUGGUUUUAUCGAAGGACAUGAAUUAGAUGAUUUACUACGUGAACUAGCUUCAUCUGUCAAUACGAGUGAUACAGGCCUAGAUUUAAUAUCCGAUAGCGUCUUGCGAGAGUUAAAAGAAUGUUUCUUAGAAGCUUAUGAUGAGAAUGCGGAUGGUCGGAUUGAAAUUGGAGAAUUAGCUGAAAUUCUACCGACGGAAGAAAACUUUCUUCUCCUCUUUCGUAAAGAUAAUCCGCUUGAAUCAAGUGUGGAUUUUAUGAGAGUUUGGAAACAGUUUGACACGGAUUGUUCAGGUUACAUUGAAGCUGAUGAGUUAAAGCAAUUCAUAAAAACACUUUUAAAUAGACGGCAAGGAAAUAAAGUAACCGAAGAAAAACUAAUCGAAUAUACCGAUACAAUUUUACAUAUAUUUGACGCAAAUGGUGAUGGAAAAUUACAAUUUAGUGAAAUGACGAGGCUCUUACCUGUCAGAGAAAAUUUCUUGCUCAGACCGAUUUUUAAGGGUUGUUCGUCAAUAACUUCACAAGACCUUGAUAAAGUGUUUCAACUUUACGAUAAAGAUGGAAACAAUAUCAUUGAAGAAGAAGAAUUAGACGGAUUUGUCAAAGAUCUCAUGGAUCUCGUUCGAAAAGAUUAUGAUAAUGAAGAUUUACAACAGUUCAAACGAUCUUUAUUAAAUGGAUGCGAUAUUAAUCGCGAUAAAAAACUGAGCAAGCCGGAGUUGAAAAUGGUUCUUUUAGCUUUAAGUCAAGCUGCUGAUUCGUAA
Molecule: messenger RNA, 909 nt
Organism: Adineta ricciae
Lineage: Eukaryota; Metazoa; Rotifera; Eurotatoria; Adinetida; Adinetidae
Source: the annotation of a GenBank genome assembly